AUGAAACAGUGCUCUCAAAUUGUGACAGCCUUUACUGUAUGGAAUUUACUGGUUAAAAGGACUUGUAUUUUGGACUCCAAACAGCGGCAGCCUGCAAAACGAGUUGAUCCUCCCUAUUACUGGGAACACGAUCCUUUUGCUAUUCUUGGUGCUCUCAUGGCGAGUCCUCUAUUUGAUGCCUUGCGGGAUAUAAGCUCAAUAAUUCUUUGUGGUCGGGCUGCUUAUGGAUCAAUAUUUCUUUGUGGAUCUUUGCAGAGUCUAACGCGAGGUCAAUGA
This is a messenger RNA of Microthlaspi erraticum, 276 nucleotides long. NCBI's taxonomy places the organism in Eukaryota, Viridiplantae, Streptophyta, Magnoliopsida, Brassicales, Brassicaceae. The record is from the annotation of a GenBank genome assembly.